AUGGAACUUAUGCAGCUGAAGCAAGGUUCCUUGUCUAUGGCAGACUACACAAGCAAGUUUGAGGAGCUUUGUAGAUUCUUUAAGGUGUGCCUGGGUGCCCUAGAGACCUAUGAAAGCUGGAUAUGUAUCAAGUACCAAAGGGGUUUGAAGGACAACAUAAUGACUUCUGUGGCUCCUAUGGAGAUUCGUACCUUCUUUGAUUUAGUGAAUAAAGCAAUAGUGGUUGAAGAGUACGUGAAAACGGUAGCUUUGUCCAAGGAAACUCACGGAGGAAACACUAGUAAGGGACGUGGCAAGUAUUUUCAUCCGAGGGGUCAGAGUUUGAAGAAGGGAGGAUAUGUGCCUCAAGGGCAAAUUGGUUUAGGUGGUUGCUUCAACUGUGGAUUGCUUAGUCAUAUUGCAAGGGAUUGCACUCGUGGGAAGAACCCGAAUGCGGGUCAGAGUCAGCACCAAGGGCAAGUAUUUGCUGUGAACGCCAAGGAUGCUUCUAAGGUGGAUCCGUUGAUGAGAGGUAUAUGUCUAAUUGGUGAUAAAACCUUAGUUGCAUUAUAUGAUAUGUUAGCUUCGCAUUCGUUUAUUUCAUUUGCUAAAGUUGAGGAACUAGGCUUGAAAGUGUCAGAGUUAGCAUUUGAUCUACAUAUGAUUUUGGGGUUUGAUUGGUUGUCAAAUAAUCGAGUUUUGUUGGAUUGCUUUGAAUGGUCAAUUAAAUUUAUACCAGAAGGAGAAAAUGGAGCAGUUAUAGCUGAGGGGUAUUACCUGAACUCUGUAAUGGUGCAUUGUAGUGGGGAGGAGUGUCAAGGUUAUAUCUUGUUGGCUACUAAUGCUUUGGGUGAUGCCCAGAACUUAGAUCAGAUUUCAGUGGUUAGAGACUUUCUGGAGGUAUUCUCGGAGGAUAUUUCAGAGUUCCCACCUCAAAGAGAGAUUGAAUUUGCGAUUGAAUUGGUGCCGGGAGCCAGACCAGUGUCGAUUGCGCCGUAUAGAAUGGCUCCAAUAGAGCUGGCUGAAUUAAAGACUCUGUUGGAAGAGCUUCAGAAUAAGAGGUUCAUUCGACCGAGUGUAUCACCGUGGGGAGCGCCAGUUUUAUUGGUAAAAAAGAAGGAUGGUGGAAUGCAAUUGUGUGUGGAUUAUCGAAAGUUGAACAAAGUGAUUGUGAAGAACAAGUAUCCGCUGCCAAGGAUAGAUGACUUGAUGGAUCAAUUGCAAGGAGCUGGAGUAUUUUCCAAGAUUGAUUUGAGAUCUAGUUACCAUCAGAUAAGGGUGAAAGAGGAUGAUAUCCUUAAGACUGCAUUUAAGAUGUGCUAUGGACACUAUGAGUUUGCAGUGAUGUCCUUUCGGUUAACAAAUGCACCUGAUGUUUUCAUGGAUUACAUGAAUAGAGUCUUUCAUCCCUUUUUCGACAAAUUCGUGGUGGUUUUCAUAGAUGACAUCUUAGUUUAUUCUAAGACGGCGAAAGAGCAUGAGAAACACUUGAGGAUUGCAUUGCAAAUCUUAAAUGAGCAAAAGUUGUAUGCUAAGUUAUCCAAGUGCGAGUUCUGGAAGGAAAAAGUGAAGUUCCUAGGUCAUGUGGUAAGCAAAGGAGGAAUAGUAGUAGAUCCUUCGAAAGUGGAGGCCGUGAUGGAAUGGGAAAGACCAACAAUGGUGAUAGAAGUUAGAAGUUUCUUGGGCUUAGUCGGCUAUUACAGGAGAUUCAUGAUUUUCCCGGAUUGCACUACCAAUGACGAAGUUGACAAGGAAGGAGGUGCCUUUUGUGUGGACAUCGGAGUGUUAAGGUUGCGUGUUGAUGCAACACCGGAAUGUGGUGGCUUACGCAUCAUGUCAGCUAAGACCGCAUGA
Molecule: messenger RNA, 1833 nt
Organism: Arachis duranensis
Lineage: Eukaryota; Viridiplantae; Streptophyta; Magnoliopsida; Fabales; Fabaceae
Exons: 4
Coding region: 1-1833 (610 amino acids)
Molecular function (GO): nucleic acid binding; zinc ion binding
Source: RefSeq, a predicted model, not a curated record